Messenger RNA from Aphidius gifuensis, 3979 nucleotides. RefSeq names its product serine proteinase stubble (gene Np). Gene Ontology annotation, biological process: proteolysis. The record is from RefSeq and is a predicted model, not a curated record. Gene Ontology annotation, molecular function: serine-type endopeptidase activity. NCBI's taxonomy places the organism in Eukaryota, Metazoa, Arthropoda, Insecta, Hymenoptera, Braconidae. The coding region runs from base 845 to 3649 and encodes 934 amino acids. The transcript is spliced from 11 exons.
AUACGGGGUACCAUUAUACCACAUCGAACAUCACUAUCAUCAGUAGCUUGGUCUCCUCCUUUGGUCUCUCCACAACAACUAUACUCUUUGUUAAUUCUCAUCUCGUUCCACUACUUUUGACAAAAACGUAACAAAACAAAUAAUUCAACAAAAUAUUUUAUCUCAAAUACUUUAUAUUUUUAAAAAUUUUUCAGUCAUAAAAAAUCUUGUAUUUAAAUAUAUAUUAACUUAUUUAAUUUAUUUACCAGAUUAAAAUUUAUCAACGAAAAUAAAAGUGAGGAAAAAAAUAGAAAUCUAUAUCAGUGAUUCAAUUUAUAUGUAGUAUAAGUUUUUAAAAUUCAACUAAUUAUAAGUAGUUUCUGUAACUAAGUUCGUGUGAUUUGUGUAAAUCAUAAAUACAAUAUUUAUGUAUAGCGAGCAAUAAAUAAUAUAUAUACAUAUAUGUAUUUAUAUGUUUGAAGUAUAAAAGAGCAUGGUAUGAGAGAAGAGGCAACGCGAUUUAUAUCCCGGGGCAUUCGUGGGGUCUGAGAGAGGGACUCUUCUCUGAGGGCCGUCGAUCUUCCUUAGUAAGUUGUUGUGAGAGUCGUUCAUCGUCUGCCAAUGCCAAAGGACUUAAAAAAAGGCAAAACCGGCAUGAACACUAAAAUCUAGUUUUUUAUAUUUAACAUUAUUUUCAAUUUUUUUAUAUUAUUAUUAUUUUAUUUUGAAACACUUGUGAUUUUUUUUUUUUUUACUUAUUAAACCUAAAUCUAUAUUUUUCUAUUUUUUUUUAUUUUAAAUCAAAAUGAAUUGUGUUUACUGUUGACAAAUUAUCAUAUACGUAUAGUGAAUUAUUAUUUUUAUUAUGAAGAACAAUAUGAUUGCUACUAUUGUCAUGAGGGCUCUUCUCAUUUUUAUCAGUGUCUUAGCUCCAGUGAUAUCAACGCCUCUUUACUCAUCUUCAUUAACCAACUCAGGUAAUGCAAGAAAUAUUCGACACUUACCAUGUAUAUCAAUGCGAACUGGCAAGACUGGAGUAUGCAUGUUCGCAUUAGACUGUGUCAAGGCAAAUGGUACACAUUUAGGUACAUGUCUUGACAGGUUUUACUUUGGCUCGUGUUGUAAAAUAAAUGGUGACUCUGAUACUCAUCCACAAGAUAAUACAAUUGAAAAAAGUCCUAGUUUAAUACCAAUAAAAAAACCAAUUGAAUCGAAUGAUAUACCUGAAAUUGUUACAAUACAUGAUUCAAAACCUCAAAAGCCAUUACACCAAAUUUUCGCGACAAAUAAAUCAACGACUGUUGGUACAUUAACAACAACAAUGAUAACAUCAAUAAAACCACAAUUAAACAUUGGAUUAUCAACAUAUCAAACAACUCAGAACGAUCUUCCAUCCACAUCGGACUUUAUCAUGAGUAUCCAAACAACAACUGCACGUCAUCCAGAAACUCAAAAUCCAAUAAUUGAAAUUCAAACAAAGCCAGUAACGAUACCUACGAGUCAAAGCUUGCCAAUAACGACUGAGAGAAUAACACCAGCAACAAGAUUUCCACCGAGAAAUUCAACAACAACAGCAGCUACAACAACAACAACAACAACAACAACAACAACAACUUCUACUACAACAACUGCAGUUCCCACAACUGCAUCAAUUGUAACAAGCACAUCAGCUAGGCCAUUAAGUGUAUCCACGAAAAAACCAAUAGUAACAACAGCAGUGACAAAAAAGCCUAUUCUCUCGGAAAACACACGAAAGCCAACUAGACCAUCAUCAACAACUCUUCUCACAAUAAAACCAAUAUUAUUAACUACCCAAAAACCACUUGAGGAAGCAGUCAGAACAACAACUGCUCCAACAAAGCAAACAACAGUGGAUGAAUCAACAAGUUUUACAAAUUUUUCAAAAAAACCAACAAUUGAAUCACCAACAGCGAGUAAACUUCCACGGCCAUCAAGCACGGAAAUUCCACGAUUGAAUACUACAACGGCGAUAAAACCUCGGCCUUCCUCAAAGCCAACAAAGACAUCAUCGAAACCAACAAAAACUUCCAGUAAACCAGUGUCCACAGUUUCAGCAAGACCAACUGGAAAACCAAGGCCAUCUAGUAAACCAACAAAAUAUCAGAAACCCUUGAAGCCUAUUACUACAACAACUUCAACAACUGCUGAGACAACAAUAAUGAAUUUACCAACAAUGCCAUCAACAAAAAUAACAUCAACAGCAACACCAACAAUCAUAGCAUUACCAAUCACGACAACCAUGACAACAACAACAACAACAACAACAACACCAACAACAACACCACCACCACCAACGACAACAACAACAACAACAACACCAAAAACAACCACAAGAACGACAACGCCAACAACGAUAAUAUCAACAACACUUGGUAAUACAAUCGAGAAUACUGAGGCAACUCCUACAACAGUAAAAAUAACAUCAACAACACUGGAAAAUGAUAUUCCACCAUAUAAAUUAACAACUACAACAGACAAUUUAAUUUCACAAGCAGAAACAUCGACACAAAGCUUUGUUACUUGGAGUUCAAAUUCUGAUGAACUUGUAACUUCAACUACAGUAUUGCCAACGACCUCAAUGUUUUCGACGACCCAAGCACACGAAGAAACAACUGAAACAGAAUGGGCACCAAUAACAAGUCCAGAUGGUUGGAUAAUGAUUCAAAAUUUGAGUACAAAACAGCCUGAAAAUGAAACAACGACAACUGAAAUUCCAUCAACAAAAAUUCCAUCAUUAUUAGCUGAAACAUCAACAGAGAAUGUACCGACGACAGAAAAAGUAUCUCUACCGACUGUAUCAACUACAACGAAUCCUCCAACAAUUACCACAGUAUCAGCUGGUCCAAUUGAUCGUUACAACAUGUCCGACUACAACCAAGUUUGUGGAAGAAGACUCUUUCCGGAAUCUCGAAUUGUUGGGGGUGCACGCAGUUCAUUCGGCAAGUGGCCUUGGCAGAUAUCUUUAAGACAGUGGAGAAAUUCAGUGCAUCUUCACAAAUGCGGUGCUGCUCUUCUUAAUGAAAAUUGGGCUAUAACUGCAGCUCAUUGUGUUGAAAACGUUCCACCGAGUGAAUUAUUAUUGAGAAUUGGCGAAUAUGAUUUGGCAAAUGAGGAUGAACCUUAUGGUUUUCAAGAACGGCGAGUUCACAUGGUUGCCAGUCAUCCAGCAUUUGAUCCACGGACUUUUGAAUAUGAUUUGGCUUUGUUAAGAUUUUAUGAGCCAUUAACACCAUUCCAGCCAAAUUAUUUGCCAAUUUGCGUUCCAGAUGAUGAUGAGGGUUACGUUGGACAGACAGCACAUGUUACUGGUUGGGGAAGACUCUAUGAAGAUGGACCAUUACCUUCAGUUCUUCAAGAAGUUUCAGUUCCCAUAAUUAACAAUUCAGAGUGCGAAGAUAUGUAUAGAGCUGCUGGAUAUAUUGAGAACAUACCAAAAAUAUUUAUUUGCGCUGGAUGGAAAAAAGGUGGUUCAGAUUCUUGCGAGGGUGAUAGUGGUGGUCCACUGGUAAUUCGAAGGCCUCGAGAUAACAGAUGGAUUCUUGCUGGUGUAAUCAGUUGGGGCAUUGGUUGCGCAAUGCCUUUCCAACCUGGUGUUUACACUCGUAUCUCCGAAUUCAAAGAAUGGAUAAAUCAAAUUCUUAAAUUCUAGUAUUUCGAGAAAAAAAAAUAUAUACUUGGACGAAAAUUCCAUGUUUAUUUUGGGAAAUAUGAUGAAACAUUUGGUGAAUAUUGAAAAAAAAAAAUAUAUUUUUUUUUUUUCAAUGUCAUUAUUCACACGGGAUAUGCUGCUCAAAGGCUCAAGGUCUUAGGACAUAUAUUUUAUAAAUUUUUAAUACGAUUUCGACAUGAUUUACUUCAGCACAUCCGUGAUAUCCAGUGAACAACGUAAUUUAUUAUUGAACAAUUUAGAUUAAAUUAUUUAAUCAUACGUCUCUCGUUAAUUUUUCAUCAAAUAAAUAAAUUUAAAAAAAAAAAAAAC